Dicentrarchus labrax (European seabass) is the source of this 6318-nucleotide messenger RNA. RefSeq names its product myosin IIIA (gene myo3a). The record is from RefSeq and is a predicted model, not a curated record. NCBI's taxonomy places the organism in Eukaryota, Metazoa, Chordata, Actinopteri, Moronidae. The transcript is spliced from 38 exons. Bases 191 to 5809 code for a protein of 1872 amino acids. Gene Ontology annotation, biological process: protein phosphorylation. Gene Ontology annotation, molecular function: protein binding; cytoskeletal motor activity; protein kinase activity. Gene Ontology annotation, cellular component: myosin complex.
UGUACUGGACGCCCUCGUGCUAAAUCUAAUUACUUAAACUAAUUACUACAGGUCUAAUAACUUUGGUAUGCUCUGCAAUAUUGUGUUCCUUAUUCUCGAUGUAUAAUAUAUAGCAGAGGAGGUUGGGGAACACAGGACCUACACCCUGCUCUUGGUUACUAGUGCUAUCAUCCACAAUUCAAGCAUGUAAAUGCACAAAGAGAGAUCUCUCCUGAAGAUGUUUCCACAAUCAGGGAAAUCGAUUGUCUUUGACAACUUUCCAGAUCCAACUGACACCUGGGAAAUCAUCGAGACAAUUGGGAAAGGGACGUAUGGAAAAGUCUACAAGGUGCUCGACAAACUUGAUGGAAGUAAAGCAGCUGUAAAGAUACUGGAUCCCAUCCAUGAUAUCGAUGAGGAGAUCGAAGCAGAGUACAACAUCCUCAAAGCUCUUUCUGACCACGCAAAUGUUGUCAAAUUCUACGGGAUGUACUACAAGAAGGAUGUAAAAUGUGGAGAUCAGUUGUGGCUCGUAUUGGAGCUCUGCAAUGGCGGCUCUGUGACAGAUCUGGCCAAAGGCAUGCUGAAGAGAGGAGACAGAAUGGAUGAAGCCAUUAUUGCCUACAUCUUGCACGAGGCCCUCAUGGGCCUCCAGCACCUGCACAUCAACAAGACCAUCCACCGUGACGUCAAAGGCAAUAACAUCCUGCUGACGACACACGCAGGGGUCAAACUGGUGGAUUUUGGUGUUUCUGCCCAGCUGACAAAUACCCGCCUGAGGAGGAAUACCUCUGUGGGAACUCCCUUCUGGAUGGCUCCUGAGGUAAUCGCAUGUGAGCAGCAGCUGGACUCCACCUACGAUGCUCGUUGUGAUGUCUGGUCCCUCGGCAUCACUGCCAUAGAGCUGGGAGAUGGAGACCCACCCCUCUCUGACCUCCACCCAAUGAGAGCCCUUUUCAAAAUACCCAGAAAUCCUCCGCCUACUCUCCACCAGCCGGAGCUUUGGUCAGACGACUUUAAUGACUUCAUCUGCAAAUGUCUGAUUAAGGACUUUGAGCUGAGACCAAAUGUGCUAGACCUGCUCCAGCAUGUGUUCAUCAAACAGAUUGUUGGCAGAGAGAAAAUACUGCAGAAACAAUUGAUUGAACUCAUUGAUCUCAACCAACAAAUAGGAGUCAUUGAAAAAACAAGCCAUCAUGGAAAGACAGACAGAAGCACAGACAGUAAUGACAGUUCUAGGCAUGAACGCAUCCACACUAAAAGAGGAGGCCACAUGAAGACACAGACUGACCCAGAUGAGGUGGACGACCUCGCCACCCUAGAGGUUCUAGACGAGAACAUAGUCGCAGAGAAGCUUCAGAUCCGCUAUGGAAGAGAUCAAAUUUACACGUAUGUGGGAGACAUCCUCAUCGCAGUCAAUCCUUUCCAUAAGAUGGAGAUAUACACUCCUCAGUACACUAAGAUGUACAUAGGAGCUAAGCGUACAGCUAACCCACCACACAUCUUCGCUGUGGCUGACGUGGCCUACCAGUCCAUGGUGUCAUACAACACAGACCAGUGUAUUGUGAUCAGUGGGGAAAGUGGAGCUGGGAAAACAGAGAGUGCUCAUCUGUUGGUGCAGCAGCUGACGGUUCUUGGGAAGGCCAAUAAUCAAACACUCCAAGAGAAGAUCCUGCUGGUCAACAACCUGGUGGAGGCUUUUGGGAACGCCUGCACUGUCAUCAAUGACAACUCCAGCCGCUUUGGCAAGUACCUGGAGAUGAAGUUCACUUGCGGAGGAACGGUUGUCGGAGCGCAGAUAUCUGAGUACCUGCUGGAGAAAUCCAGAGUCAUCCAUCAGGCAGUAGGGGAGAGGAACUUCCACAUCUUCUACUACAUUUAUGCUGGCCUGGCUGACAGGAAGAAACUAGCCCACUACAAGCUCUCUGACAGCAAAACACCUAAGUAUCUGUGCAACGAGCACAUUAAAUUAGGGCCUGACAUAGUGAGCAACACCUUCUACAAAGAGCAGUUUGAUGCAGUGGAGCAGUGUUUCAAAGUCAUUGGAUUCACCCUGGAGGAGCUGGGCAGCGUUUACAGCACUCUGGCUGCCAUCCUCAACUCCGGCGAUAUCGAGUUUUCUCCGGUUGCCACGGAGCACCAAACUGACAAGAGCGACAUCACCAACAUUUCUGUCCUGGAUAACGUGGCAUCACUGCUGUGUAUCCGCUCAGACGAGCUCCAGGAAGCCCUGACCUCCCACUGUGUUGUGGCCCGGGGAGAGACAAUCGUCAGGCCCAACACGGUGGAAAAGGCGGCAGAGGUGAGGGACGCCAUGGGCAAGGCUCUCUACGGCCGCCUCUUCAGCUGGAUUGUCAACCGCAUCAACUCGCUGCUGCGGCCCGACAGCAUAGGAGAGGAUGACAAGGGCUUGAACAUCGGCAUCCUGGACAUCUUUGGCUUUGAGAACUUCAAGAAGAACUCUUUUGAGCAGCUCUGCAUCAACAUCGCCAAUGAGCAGAUCCAGUUUUACUUCAACCAGCACAUAUUCGCUUGGGAACAGGAUGAGUACCUGAACGAGGAGGUGGAUGCUCGGAUGAUUGAGUAUGAGGACAACCGACCCCUCCUGGACCUGUUCUUACAGAAGCCCAUGGGAAUGCUCUCACUUCUGGAUGAGGAGAGUCGCUUCCCACAGGCCACCGACCAGACCCUCGUAGAGAAAUUUGAAGAUAACCUCAAGACUAAAAGCUUCUGGAGACCAAAGAGGGUUGACCUUGGCUUUGGUAUUCACCACUACGCCGGAAAGGUGAUUUACAAUGCUUCAGGCUUUUUGGCCAAGAACAGGGACAUGCUACCAGCCGACAUUGUCCUGCUGCUGAGGUCGUCAGAAAACGAGCUCACUCGCAAGCUGGUCACCCACCCCCUCACCAAAACAGGCAACCUUGCCCACACCAAGGGUAAAGGCAUAAACACAAUGCGCAGCCCGCGGACCCCGACACGCACCAUCACCUUCGCCAAGAUGGGAGUCCUAACUUUAUACAGUUCUUUUUCUUUUAGUGAGCCUUCUCGGAAAUUAAAGCACACUCCUGAAAAAAAAAGCUUGCUUCAUGCACCUCUCGAUGACACAGUGCAAAUGCAAACGCCAGGAGAACCUGGAGACACGCCUUACCACCCAAGAGAAACCACCAACAUGAGAACGCAGACAGUGGCCUCCUAUUUCAGAUACUCUCUGAUGGACCUGCUGUCCAAGAUGGUGGCAGGGCAGCCUCACUUUGUUCGCUGUAUCAAACCAAACAACGAUCGGCAGUCCAACAAGUUUGACCGGGAGAAGGUCCUAGUUCAGCUGCGAUACACUGGAGUUCUGGAGACUGCCAAGAUCAGACGACAGGGCUACUCUCACCGGAUCCUGUUUGCUAACUUCAUAAAGAGGUACUACAUCCUAGCUUUCCAUGCUCAUGAGGAGCCAGCUGCGACUCAAGAAACAUGUGCUGCAAUCAUGGAGAAGGCCAAGCUGGAGAACUGGGCAAUGGGGAAGACUAAGGUGUUCCUCAAGUACUACCACGUGGAACAUCUGAACCUGAUGGUGCAGCAGGCCACACAACGGAUCAUUCUACUCCAGGCUUACGUCCGAGGCUGGCUGGGAGCGAAGCGUUACCAGCGGACAUUAAAAGAGCGAGAGCAGAGUGCUCUGGUGCUGCAGUCAGCCUACAGGGGUCAAAAGGUUCGGAAGAGGGUGGCUGAUGAAAAAAGCAAAGCAAAGUUUGAGGCCUUCAUCACCCAGUUUCAAGCUGUUUGCAGGGGCUAUCUUGCAAAAAAGAAAUACAAGGCGUUGGUCGAUGAGAAGAACAAAGCUGCAACCAAGAUUCAGGCCCGCUACAGAGGGCACAAGGAAAGGAAAAGCUUCAAAAGAAAACAGGAAGCCAAAGAGAAAGAGAAGGAAGAGAAAGCCCUUAAAGAAAAAGAGGAAGAGACUACUGAACCAGAUAAGAUUACCAAUGAAGAAAAUGCCCCUGCUCCUGACAACGAAGCCAAGAACGAUGAAGAGGAAACUAAGGCGGCUGUGGUUCUCCAGAGCAACUACAGGGGCUUUAAAGAGAGAAAAAAGUUUAAGGAGAGGAAAAAGACGAUGGCUGGGGCUGAAUUAGAGCUACCACCAAAUGCAGUACAAGAGGGUGGGCAAGAGCCUACAGGCAGCAAGGUGGAGGAAGGAGAACAAACAGCUGAUAAACAAGAGGAGAAUGAGGAAGAUGAAGAAAGCACUUAUGAAGCAGAGGAGAAUGAUGACAGUGAUCACACACAGGUGCCAGAAGAUGAUGAACAUACAGAAGUGACAGAUGAAGCAGUGAUUGAGGACGCACCUGCUGCAGAUGCUGGAAAAGAAGGGCAGGAGGCAAACAAGAAGGAGGAGAUUGGACAAGAAAAGGCUGCGGGUGAAGAGGUUGUCAAAGUUGAAGAAGAAACCAAGGCUGCCACUGUUCUCCAGAGUAAUUUCAGAGGUCACAAAGAGAGGAAGAGGUUGCAGGAAGAAGGCAAGAUCCCAGCUAAGAAACAGAAAGCCAAAACUGGUGAAGAAGAAGUGCCCACAGUGAGCAGCCCUACAGCUGCAGAGGAAAUCACAGAAAAAGACGAAUCAACGGAAGCUGAAGAUGUAGCAGGUGUUUCUUCAGUUGAUAUCCAGUUAGAAGACCAAGAUGAGACCAAAGCAGCUGUGGUGCUUCAGAGCAACUUCCGCGGCCACAAGGAGCGCAAACGACUCGAGGAGGAAGGAAAGAUCCCUAAGAAGAGGAAGAAGGAAAAGGAAGUAACACCAGAACCUCCAAUAGAAGAAGAGCAGGUAAUGCAGACAGAAGAAUCAGUGCCAGAAUCCCAGUCGGGGCCUUCUGCAGAGAACCCGGAGGGACUGGAUGAGGAAAAAGCUGCUACUGUCCUCCAGAGUAAUUUCCGAGGCCAUCGGGACCGAAAGAAACUGAAAGCAGAGAGAGAAACGCAGCAGAAAACAAAAGAAGAAGUUGCCAAUGAUGCAGAAGAGGAAACUAAAGAAGAGGCAGGGGAGGAGGUUGUGGAUGUUACUGACGUGGUGAUAGAGCGCAAAGAGGAGACAGAUGCUGAAAAAGAGAGACUGGAGGAAGAGCAGGCUGCAGUGAAGAUCCAGAGUAACUUCAGAGGGUACAAGGACAGGAAGAACCUGAAAGCCAACAAGCAAACAGCGCAGUCAGAAGCUGCGCAACUAGAGAGCUUCUCGAAAGAGAUCAAAAAGACUUCUCAGGAUUUUCUGGCCCUGCAGCAUAAGUUAAAUGAGAUCAUCCAGGCCCAUCAAUCAAACCCAGAGAAAAAUGGCAUGUUUGUGAGAGGAAAAGCAAUCAAUGGCAUUGCUCCCCCGAAUCAGCAAUCAACUGACAAGAGAUUGUCGAGGACCCCCCGCAGAACCCAGCAGCCAAAGACCCUUAACACACCAGAGGACUCCACCUAUUACAACUUGAUUCAUAGGUCUGUCCAGGAUGAUAAACGCAAGCCCAGGAAAGAGGAUCCAGGAAAGCUGCUGGAUGUGGAUGACCAGUACUACCGGGAACUACCCACCAGCAGGUCUGAACCAUGCAUCUCCACAGAGGACACUUCCCUCAGUGACAUCCCUGAGAUGAGCCAGCCUGCAGAGCUGAGACCAGACGCUGCCAGCAGACCGACCAGAGAGCGGGCCAUCACUGACCCAGAGCCUCCCAAACCUGCCAGUGACAACAGACGCUCUGUUCCCAGAAUGCCCUCCACGGAGAGCCAUACUGACGACAAUCCGUACGACUUCCGACAUCUACUGAGGAAGACCUCCCAGAGACGGAAGCUCAUCAAACAGUACUGAACACAGGAUUCAACUCUUUAGCCAUUUGACAUGCUGCAAUCUGUUAGCAUGUAUCAUGAUCUAUGAUAUAUGAGUAUUUGAUUCAUCACAGCUUAAUCAAAAACCUUAAAACUGUUUAUGGAAAUGAAAUCACUGACUGCAAGGAAAUGUAAAUAAUGCUUCACGCUUAAAACUUGCUGUAAAUGAAGGUUUUAUUUAUGUGAUUUGUAAACUAGACAUUGCUACUUUUGCUCAUUUUCCUGUAUUUUCAGUUUACUUUCAAUGCUGUUUGUUAAAUGUUGUGCUUGAGGUUGUCAAUAUCCAUUUAAACAUCUGAUGGAAUUGUGUAAAAUAUCUAUAGCUCAUGUAAAUAAAUAAAGAAAGCCAUGCUCUUACACUUGAAUACUUUGCUUUUCCAUCCAUUUUGAAGGACUUAUCUUUGGAAAAUCAGCUUCAGUGUUGUCAUGAUGUAAGAAAUGUACAUUGUCUUCUCUGCUUUGUUCAUUUAAACAUAAAAUAUAUCAAAUUCA